CUCAGACUCAGAGCAAAGAGAACAUGAAACAUGAGGAAUUAAACACACAGUGUUUAAACCUGUGGACGUGUGUGUGUGUCUGUGUGUGUGUGUGUAUGGAGCAGUAAAUCAUAGGAAACAUCAUCUGCUCAUACCUCAAGCAGGAAGGGUUUUGCAGGAGUGAGAGAUGUUACAGUAAACCGAUCCCAGCGCUCAGCUCAAUAACCUGCGUUACGAUCUCCAGACUGAGGGAUGUUCUCGACGGUGAAGCCCUUUGAAGAGCAGCUCUUCUCCGCUCUGAGGAAACAGUGCCAGCAGAACAGGACUCUGUUUGAAGACCCCAGCUUCCCCGCUGUGGACCAGUCGCUCUUCACUCAGGGAAACCGCAUCGGAAGAGUCACCUGGAAGAGGCCAAAGGAGCUGUGUGAAGACCCACACUUGUUUGUGAACGGGAUCAGCGCUCAUGACCUGCACCAGGGGCAGCUGGGAAACUGCUGGUUCGUGGCGGCCUGCUCCAGUCUGGCCUCCAGAGAAGCUCUGUGGCAGAAGGUUAUCCCAGACUGGAAGGACCAGGAAUGGGACGAGCAGAAGCCGGAGAGCUAUGCUGGGAUUUUUCACUUUCGGUUCUGGCGUUUUGGAGAAUGGGUGGAUGUUGUCAUCGAUGACCGACUGCCGACCGCAAACGGGAAGCUCAUCUACUGCCACUCUAACGACAGUAACGAGUUCUGGAGCGCACUGGUGGAGAAAGCCUACGCCAAGUUGUGUGGAUGUUAUGAGGCUCUGGAUGGCGGGAACACGGCCGACGCUCUGGUGGACUUCACCGGUGGAGUCUCGGAGCCCAUGGAUCUGCUGGAGGGGAAGUUCAUCCAGGAGCAGGAGGCCAGAAAUCAGCUGUUUGAGCGCGUGCUGAAGGUCCACAACAGAGGAGGCCUGAUCAGCUGCUCCAUCAGAGCCACGAAUCAGGCGGACAUAGAAGCCCGUUUAGACUGCGGUCUGGUCAAAGGUCACGCGUAUGCAGUCACUGAUGUGCGUAAAGUGCGUCUGGGCACCGGCCUGCUGGCCUUCUUCAAAUCAGAGAAGCUCUCCAUGAUCCGCAUGAGGAACCCGUGGGGUGAGAGAGAGUGGAACGGAGCGUGGAGCGACAGCUCAGAGGAGUGGAAGAGAGUGAGUAAGGGUGAGCGAGAGAGGUUGGGUGUGACUGUGGAAGAUGAUGGCGAGUUCUGGAUGGAUUUUGAGGAUUUCUGCAAGUAUUUCACAGACCUGAUUCUGUGCCGCAUGAUUAACACGUCAUACCUGAGCAUCCAUAAGACCUGGGAGGAGGAAGUGAUGCGGGGCUCCUGGUGUCGCCACGACGACCCUUUAAGAAACCGAUCAGGAGGCUGCAUCAACCACAAAGCCACGUUCUUGCAGAACCCACAGUAUGUGUUCAAUGUGACGAAGCCAGAGGACGAGGUUCUGAUCUGUCUUCAGCAGCAGGACAAGAGAGCUAAAGAUGUCAAAGGAGACAAUGUGGCCAUCGGCUUUGACAUCCAAAGAGUGGAGCUCAACCGGACGUACCGCAUGCACACCAUCCAGAACACAGCGGGCAGCUCCAUCUACAUUAACUCCCGCAGCGUGUUUCUGCGCAAGGACCUGAAGGAGGGCCGCUACGUCAUUGUUCCCACGACCUUUGACCCCGGCCUGCAGAGAGACUUCCUGUUGCGCAUCUUCACAGAUGUACCUGCUGCCUGCAAGGAGCUGAUGACAGACGAGCCGCCUCACACCUGCUGGACAGGAUGCUGUGGAUAUCCCAAGCUGGUCACACAGGUGCAUGUCCACAGAGCAGAUGGACUCCAGGUUCAGGACUCAGAUGGAGCGUCCGAUCCGUACGUCAUCAUCAGCUGCGAGGGACAGAAGGUUCGCUCUCCGGUGCACAAAAACACAACGAGUCCCGACUUCGACGUGAAGGCUGUGUUCUACAGGAAGAAGCCGAAGGAGCCGAUCCGCAUUCAGAUCUACAACAGGAACCUCGUGAAGGACUCGUUCAUGGGUCAGGUGGUCCUGAGCGGCGAUCUGUCCGACCUGCAGACGCUUCACACGCUUCGUCUGCGGGACAAAACCAACCGGAACAACGAGGUUCCAGGUCUGCUGUCGGUGAGCCUGACCACCAGCGACGUCCUGACCAACAUCUGACCGCUCCAGAGCAUCUUUAACAUGCUCUGUGUCUGUACUUUACACACUUAUACUUACAUGCUCUUUAUCAGCGCUGGGGCGAAAACAUCAAUGCAUCACGAUUCAUCAAUCAAUCAAUUCUGAGAUUAUAUAUAUAUACAGUAUAUAUAAAUCAAGGUAGUUUAGGACAUGCAUUAUGAUUUAACAUGCAGUAUAUAUAUUUUAUUCAAGUAUGUAGUUAUGAAUUCAGUUUUAUAUUCUGUCUGUUGUCAUAUUUCAAACUUUUAUCUGAAAUGGAGGGUCAAGGACUACUUCUGUUUAAUCUGUUUACACUAAAUGUUGAAAUAUGGAGGGCAUUCCUGUUUUUCUCUUUCAAAUAUCUGCUAUUAUCUUGAUUUUAUCACGCUUUUGUUAAAGGAAACAUUUCUCCAGAUGAUGAGGAGCUUUAUUCAGUGUUUUUAUCUGAAUCCAGGAUUCAUUUAUGUCUCUAACAUGCAUGAUGAGUAUAAAUCAGUUUCAGAGCUAGAACAGUGAAUAUAAAUGUUGAGCAUCACUUGUGUAAAGACCAAUUCCAGCCACAAGGUGUCAGUAUAUCAACUGAGGAAGAAGAAGAAGCAGGUUUAGUUCUAUCUCAAAAAAUAUUACACAGUAUAUAAUCACAUGAAUGUGAAAAUCAUUUUCUGCCUUGAGAAAAACAAACUUGAAAAAUGUAAAUGUCAUCAAGCCAAAUCUGCAUUAUUCUUCCGAUUAGCAAACGCCAAGAUGCUUUUUAGCUGGGAAUAUGAGAAUCUCAGUACAACUGUGCCAUUAACGAUCACUAUGAAUGUUUUGUGUUUUAUGUUUUGUUCUGUUUCUGUUUCUUUGUGUGUAAAGCCUGUUGUUUACAGAUGUGCCUUAUCAGAACGGGUAAAAUAGCCAAAGAAGUCUGGUCAUAUUCUGUGACGCAUCUUUUUGUUUUUCUCACUGUUUCACAUAAUGAAAUAAAAUUGAAUUGAAUGUUCA
Messenger RNA from Carassius gibelio (silver crucian carp), 3132 nucleotides. Its product is annotated as calpain-5. The record is from RefSeq and is a predicted model, not a curated record. The transcript has 13 exons. Gene Ontology annotation, biological process: proteolysis. Bases 232 to 2151 code for a protein of 639 amino acids. NCBI's taxonomy places the organism in Eukaryota, Metazoa, Chordata, Actinopteri, Cypriniformes, Cyprinidae. Gene Ontology annotation, molecular function: calcium-dependent cysteine-type endopeptidase activity. Gene Ontology annotation, cellular component: cytoplasm.